GACAGUCAUUCUGUAUCAUGUUGGGUGAAGGUUUUCUCAGAGUACUGCAUUACAGGGAGGAGAGAAAGUGUGCCUCCAAGCUAAAGACAUCGCAGACGCACACUCAUUGUAAGAAUCUAUUCAACUGUAUUCUCUCCGACUCGACCUCCACAGACCUACAGACAGAUUCAACUGAAGCAGGUACAAACCAGGAAGAACUAGACCCCACCCAAUUCCAAGGACUGAAAGUGGUGCCUCAAGGUCCUGUAGGCCUCUCAAUCCCUGGGUGUCCACCUGCCCUCACCCUGGACCCUGGCUUUACAGUUUGCUUAGACAGUUGUAGCCUCCUACAACAGUAUCCAGACCUACAGGUGGCUGACUCAGGCCGCAUCUCACACAACCUACUGAGAGCCACUAUCGCCCAGCCCAGUUUUGGAUAUGAAGCAUGCCGUCAGCAAGAUCAGUUGCAGCAAUUUGAGGCUGCUUCAUCGAUUCCAGACCAGGGUUAUCUGGUUAUGGGGGACAGUGUGAACAUCAGCUUAGACCUGCCCGGAUCAAUUUUGGAGCCUAUGUCUAACUCGGUGCUGAACGGGCUGCUGGACAAACAGCUGGAGGAGGUGUACAUGCAGCAUCUGACUGACAACUUGGCACGAUGUAACUCCCACAUGGGGAAUAGCCUUCUGCACGGCCUGGUGCCUCCUCCCCAGCCCAGCAGCCAGACGCAGGGGCAGGGGCACGACUCACUGGAGGCCAGUCUGGAAGAAGGAUCAGGAGGGGACAGCGGCAAGAAGAUUAGUUAUCUGAGCACCCAAAACUUAGUUCCCUGUUCAUCCAACUUCAGCUCCCCUGUGCUGAGGAUUUCAGACGUUGACAAUCCUCAUCUGUAAUGAAAGUAAACCAUGCAUACACUCAAGUAGGAGUGUAGUAAGUGUAUGCAUAAGUGUGAGACUCAGCUACGUAUUUCGUUUCUCCACUUCCAAGUUUACACAUACCUGCAUGCAACUGACACAUGAAAAUAAGUGCAAUGAAUUAAAUUGCUGCAUGCUUUUAUUUUUGUUUACCUAUAUAUUUCCACAAUGUCUUAGUGAAAUGAUGCCUCAAAUUUACCUUCUCCUAUGUGCCAUCUGCUGUUAGACUGUGGUACUACACCAUCCUGAAUUUACCUGACGUGCAUAAGAAUUUAUUUUAUUGACAUUAUAGGUGUGUGUAUGUAGGGUAUUUAUUAUAUUGAAGCAAACUGUGAUCAGUGUAAGCUUAUGCUACACACUGAAGUUGCCUUGUAGAUAGAGAUGUAACCUAAUGAAUCCAUAUGGUCUGAAUGAAGCAAAAUAAUGAAGUCAAAUAAUCAUUAAAUCAGGAUUUAGAUUCCAGUCCAAGUAGUCAUUUAUUUUUUAAAUUUAUUUAAUUGUGCUGUUUAUUUGUUGUUAUAUUAAAUCUUAUAUUCUAUA
This is a messenger RNA of Micropterus dolomieu (smallmouth bass), 1427 nucleotides long. RefSeq lists its product as uncharacterized. NCBI's taxonomy places the organism in Eukaryota, Metazoa, Chordata, Actinopteri, Centrarchiformes, Centrarchidae. Gene Ontology annotation, biological process: regulation of toll-like receptor signaling pathway. The transcript has 2 exons. The coding region runs from base 18 to 866 and encodes 282 amino acids. The record is from RefSeq and is a predicted model, not a curated record.